Molecule: messenger RNA, 1831 nt
Organism: Geodia barretti
Lineage: Eukaryota; Metazoa; Porifera; Demospongiae; Tetractinellida; Geodiidae
Source: the annotation of a GenBank genome assembly
UUCCGGGAUACUUUGACACACUGAGAAUACCAUCAACGUGGCAAAAUCCACUUCUGGCGCACACCUUGCUUCAUCUUCAGACGUUGCAGAUGACCAGUCGGCUCCCUCGCCUUCCUCUGCUGCUGGAGAUGUCGGUGGAGAGAAGAUGGAGGUCGAGGACUGUCAACUGACACCUCAGGAUCUCGGUGAGAGAGGGAGGAAAGACGGCUCUCUAGAUUGUGGUGAGAGAGAAGGUGGAGGGGAGGAAGGGAGUGGGGAGGUAGAAGAAGCUGCAGAUGUUGCCAGCAGCACUGAAGCUGCAGAUGAUGUCAUCAUAUUUCGAGGACGUAGGAAGAGAAGAACAAACAUUUUGGAUGAUUCCGACUCAGAUGCCGAGAACGAUUCUAAUUCAAGCCACACUAACGACGCUAAAAAUAGCAAACGAGUUGCGGAAGAUGUACUGGGAGAGAGUAAGGGAGAGUCACAGUCACUGUUUGCAAGAGCCUUGGCAGCAGUUGGUGGUGGUAAGAGGACAAAGAGAAAGUCGUUCCAGCCUUUGUCCGUGAGGACCGUUAGCAGUGGCAGAGCUCACUCAGGAGGUCAUCCACAGACUGUAGUUGAUCUUACAGAGGAAACUAUGGCUGAGAAGACGGGCCUUGGGCAGCAAGAGGAGGAGGAGGAGGAGAAAGAUGGAGAAGGAGAGGAGGGGGAAGAGAAGGUAUCUUGUCCUCUGUGCCGUAAGCUGUUCCUUUGCUCCCUGAUUGAGGCUCAUGCGGCUGGCUGUGGAGAGCCCAAUGAGGCUGGCACUGAGCAAUCUCGAGAUGUGCAGAGGAGGAGAGUGAGUCCUCACCUUGCACUGCGACAGUCUUCACUGCUCACCCCGAGAUUCAGCAAGGCUCAACCAGUAGUAUCACUGCCACCAUCAUCCAGCGAUUCACUGGAAAUUUCUUUUUCUUCCACUGCGCCAGACAGAGACAGCCAAGAAGAUAAUGGCGUGAGGAUGACGACUGAUGGACCACGGGUGGUGGAGUGUGAAGGAGGUGGCUACCAGGUGGACCCUACUACCAUCAGUUCCUCUCCCAUCAGGUCAGUACACAGACACACGUACACACAGACACACACCUUUGAUCAUACAGGACAUUUCGUCGAAUCACUGAGCUGGAUCCUCAGGAGAGAGCCGACUACUACAACCAGUUCAACCACCGGGGGUCGCGAGGUCGUGAGGGAUCGUCGAGAUCGUGGGGGUCAUCUGGUGUGAACUCCACAAGAGGGAGAGGCAGAGGGAAGAAGGGACGUGGCAAACGGAAGUUUUUCAGAGGAAGGUUUAGAGGGAGAGGAAAGAGAUAGCUGGUCUCUUCAAUAACUGAGUCACUCUGAACGUUUAAUCCAUCAUCAAUGUAUUAACAUCAGUUAUCAGCAUUGAUCCACUGAUUUAAUCUGCAACUUGCUAAAUGGAAUGUUGCCACAAUAUUAAUAUACUGAGGGUCAAUAAAUAUUAAUUGAUGAUGAUUGAUGAUAUAAAAAGCAAAUUAAUUUAGCCUAUUAAAUAAAGCUCCGCUAGGGGAUAGCAAUGGUGAGUUUCCUGGAACUGAGGUUCCGGUGUAUGGAGGCCUGGGAACCGGACCCCAGGAGGUCACCCACAGCAUAGCUGGGAGAGUAAAGACCACAGUAGGAGGAGGAAGGAGAGGGGUGUGGUCGACGGUGGCGACAGAUGAGGAGAGUCAGAGCGACCAUGACAACCAUGAUGCAGGGGAGGAGGAAGGAGGACUCGGUGAUAGUGGUGAGGAGGGAGGGAGGGUGGGUGGAGACUAGCGGUGAGACACUCUGCUGCAGUGCCUGUUGCUGGAUCUCU